This is a messenger RNA of Paralichthys olivaceus (Japanese flounder), 4098 nucleotides long. RefSeq names its product PWWP domain containing 2B (gene pwwp2b). NCBI's taxonomy places the organism in Eukaryota, Metazoa, Chordata, Actinopteri, Pleuronectiformes, Paralichthyidae. The record is from RefSeq and is a predicted model, not a curated record. Gene Ontology annotation, cellular component: nucleus; chromocenter. Gene Ontology annotation, molecular function: chromatin binding.
UAGGGUGGUUUGUUAAAACAGGCCAUAAUUCUUUGUCUUCAGUAAAUAUGUGGCACGGUUUGCUCCAUGAGCAAACGAAUCCAUAUUUAUCAUUAAUCCAGUGUAAAGACGUGCAGAACAACCCGCCAUCGGUCUCUGGCUGCUGAAACAGAGACAUUCCCGAGAUAAAGUCGGGAGUGAUGAAUGGCGUCAAAGCAGCCGGAGUGAGCCGGGGAAAGGGUCGGCCUUGUCUUGGGAGCUUUUCUGCUCCUCCAGCACAGAGAGCGUGAUGUCAGCGGUGGCAGUGCUGUUGUAAUUGACUUGGUGGGGGUGAUGGCGUCAUUUUAUGCCCUGGUGUAGCCUCCUGCUUCAAUAGCGAAGGGGAGACGGAUCUUUGGCCGACGCGACCGUGGCUCCCUUGGCCGGGAUCGAGCACCGCCGAGCCGGACACCUCACCCAGGGAAACAUGGAGGCUGCGGCCGAGGAGCUGCGGGCCGGCUCUCGGGUACCUGUCACUAUCGAUCAAAUAGUUAACGAUACACUGGUGGUGACGCUGACCUACCGAGAGAGGAGCUACACGGGGAUAUUACUCGACUGCGGCAAAAAGACUGGGCUCUUCUGUCUACCAGAUUUCACAGCAAAACUCGGGGACUGCCCAAUAUCCAAACCAGGUUGUGAAAUCCCAGAAGUUCUGAGUGAGGAGCUGGUUUCCAAUUCUCCCAGCGAGACUUCACAAAGACCAAAGGAUGAGGAGACUCUCCCCGAAAGCAGCAUACCUACUGCACCUCCUCCCUGCCCCGUCCCCACACCAGUUCCAGCUGGACCGGCUCCUUACCCUCCUUAUUUUGAAGGAGCCCCCUUCCCUCAGCCUUUAUGGGUGCGCCACAGCUACAGCCAAUGGGUACCUCAACCCCCUCCGCGACCAAUCAAGAGAAAGAAGAGGCGGACGCGAGAGCCUGGCCGCAUGACCAUGAGCACUAUCCGUUUGCGGCCACGGCAGGUACUCUGUGAAAAGUGCAAAAACACACUGAAUAGUGAUGAAGACAGCAAAGAUGGCAUGAGCAACACUAAGACGUCUAGAAAAGAAAAUUCACUACAUAGUGACGACGAUGGUGAUGACAAAGAUAUCCCCUCUAAGCUGUUGAGAAAAGAGGAUGUCGUUGCAGCCAAGGACAAUAAACGACGGGAAAAUGUCCCCAGCCUUGACAGCAAGCGCCUUAGGAAGGACAAAAAGGGGGAAGCCGACGGGGAGAAGUUCCCCGGAGGUGACGUGAUUAUCCCCCACAGUCCUGUCAUAAAGAUCUCGUACAGUACUCCACAGGGUAAGGGGGAGGUCAUCAAGAUCCCCUCACGUGUCCACGGUUCAGUGAAACCAUUUUGCCCCAAACAGCUGGUGCAGAAUGGCGUGGGUGAGAACGGCAAGGCGCUUUCUGAUCCCACCAAGGAACAACGGCACAUUCUAGAUGCCACUAGGUCUGGCCUCACUGUGUCCAUUCCCAAACUCAAACUUACUAGACCUUUCACAACUGUGGGUCAGGACUUGCCCUCUCCAAAGAUCUGCUUAAGAACCCCUCAGAGAGAGGGUGAGGAGAGUGUGGUCGAGUAUGAGGCAGAACUUGUAGACGGCACUAGGAGACGAAGCCCUAGAGUCACUGGCCCCUGCCUCCCCCACUCUGAAGACUCGGGGGAAGGCAAGAAUUCUCUGGAGUUGUGGUCAGGGAGUUCUGGAGAGGAGGCUGAGCGGGGCCACAGUGACCUUACCCUUCUCAUUAAUUUCCGCAAACGUAAAGCAGAUUCUUCUAGUCUGUCAGUCUGCAGCAGCGACAGUCUAGAUGAGUCCAAGUCCUUCAGCUCUGAUGGCACCUCACCUGAGCUGUGUGAUCUCGCACCAGGUGAAGACCUCUCUGUAACCUCAUCCUCCGUUCCUUCACGAGAGGACUGCAAGACUGUGCCACCGCUUACGGUGCGGCUGCACACGCGCAGCAUGACAAAGUGUGUAACAGAGGAGGGUCACGCUGUGGCGGUGGGAGACAUUGUGUGGGGGAAGAUCCACGGCUUCCCCUGGUGGCCGGCGCGAGUCCUCAGCAUCAGCGGUACCCGCAAACAGGAGACGGCCAGCUGUGAGGCGCAAUGGCCCCAGGCGAAAGUGUCAUGGUUCGGUUCACCCACAACCUCCCAGCUCUCCGUUGCCAAACUGUCGCCCUUCAGACAGUUCUUCAGGUCCCGCUUCAACCGCAAGAAGAAAGGGAUGUACAGGAGAGCCAUCCUGGAGGCAGCCAAAGCUGUGGGUCACAUGAGCCCAGAGAUUACGUCACUGCUUUCCCACUGCGACACGUAGGGGCUGAGGACUGCAGAGAGGUCUCCGAGGUUUUUCUGCCGAAUUCUCAGACUCUGUCAUCAAGACCCAGGAGGGAGUACGUGCGGUUGCCACGGCUACUAUUUAUAUGCCGUUUUUUUUUUCUCUCUCAAGGCUUGUGGAAAAUGGCCGCCAAGGUGGAGUGUCGUUGAGACUGGAUAAGGGAGCAAAAGGAAAAAGGCCAGGCAUCUCAUGGCCCCACAUGAACUAAACUAUUCCCACUUUUUUCUAGAUUUAAUCAUAUUUCAAUAGAGCCGAAUAAUGACACUACAAAGACCCGAAUGUAUUUAUUAUCUGUUAUCGUUUUAUUAUGAUCUGUUAAGUACACCUUUCUACUAAAGUCUCGCAAAAACCUGCCGGUCUGCUGCUGCUCUUAUCACGGUCCUCAACCACAAACGAGUCACGAGGUCCAUCUCGUCCAGCCAGAGGACGCCGGUGGUAUCUUCAAAGAACCCCACCCUGGACCAUGACACAUUUUACGAUGAUUUAAAAAGUCUUACCCUGAAUCCUCUUUACUUGUCAAACUGUGAAUGGCUCCAUCCAGAGACAGUAGUGACUGUUCCAGCUCUCCUUGCGAUCACAGUGUUCCAUCCUUGUAGCCUACAUUUGUGGAUGUAUUUAUACUGUCUCCUUUUCCAUUUCAUUUUCAUUAACUUUUAGUGAGUGUCACAUCGGCGUACUUACCCCUCUUAUACCUGAGAACCAUUUUUACAUCACUUUAAUUAUUUAAAGCAUCAUGUUUAAGAGAAAAAAAGCACUUUAUCUGUACCUUGGUGGCCUGCUGUAAGCUCACUGUCUGAAACACUAUUGAGAGAUACAGCCCUGAUAAGCAGCAGGGGGAGUUCAGACAUCUUUGUGGUUGACUAUCCAUGGCCUUGGAGAUACAUGAGAUACAAUUUUUUUGUUUUUAUUUUUUUCUAUUGUACGAUUUUUGGGGACACCAGACACAGAUGGUUGUGUACACUGUAUUCUCGCAUUUGACUUGGGUGUGUUUCUCUCUCAGCUUUUCCACCACACGAACACACACACUACAAAAAUCCACAUUUCCACUGGAGAAACAUGGGUGAACAAAUGUGUCAAAGCCCCCUAUGCAUUAUCAGUUAAAGCUUUAUGAGUGACUUUGGGAGAAAAAGAAAUUACAUGCUGUAAGAAUACUGUGAAUUCAACUGCUGAGUGUGCUGAAGACAUUUGCCGUCGUUUGCUACUAGCCUGCAGUUACUUUUGAGUCAUAUGGCAAAAAGCAGACUGCGGUGCUGACCUUUAGUGACCUUUAUGUUGAAAGCAGCACUAUUGGAAUAGGGGGAGGGAGGAGGUGAAGGCGAGAGUCGAGCACAGCCAGGUCUGUAUUAAAAACUUAACUGAAGAUUGCACACAGUCGGUCACGCUCAGCCAACCAGCCCAUCUCCUCCCUGCCUGCCUGGGAGCUGUUUGUUCAGAUGGAGGCUGAAGAACAGGCUAAAAACAAGAUUGUCAAUGAUAGAGGUGUGCUUAUUAGGGGAGCAGAUAUCGCACUCCUCCCGUUUUGAUAAUCUGCGGUUUGACUGUUUGCUAUCAAGCCCUGCUGGUGUCCAGGCAGCCUUACACAAUGAGGAGUGGGGGAGUCGACAUCUCUGUAAUCCCUGAGGGGGAAACGCUCGUCAGGAUUUUCCCUGUGUAUGCGCAACAUGGCUAUCUACUGUUGCCCACGUUGGUCAAUGUUAUUGGCCACUUUUUUGUUUUCUUUUUUUACAUGUACUGUACAUAAAAAUAAAAUAUACAAGCAA